Monodelphis domestica (gray short-tailed opossum) is the source of this 5794-nucleotide messenger RNA. It is a transcript of the gene NRROS, whose product is annotated as negative regulator of reactive oxygen species. The record is from RefSeq and is a predicted model, not a curated record. NCBI's taxonomy places the organism in Eukaryota, Metazoa, Chordata, Mammalia, Didelphimorphia, Didelphidae. Gene Ontology annotation, molecular function: protein binding.
CAGAUGCCUCCGCGAGAUGCGGCUGUUCUUUGCUUUCUCUGCUCUCUAGGAGAGCACCGAGGUCUUGGGAGAGCAGCCCCCUUUGGAGAGGAUGAACCCUGGGGAGGUGCCUGGGCCACCUGGAGCUUGCUGCUCUUGAAAUGGAGUUACUCUCCCUUUGGCUUUCCCUGAUUUUCAUUGUACUGGUUGUAGAGUGGAGGAGCAGAACUGGAAUGGCUGGAGCAGAAUAUCAAGGGAUUUGUAAACUGGUGGGCCAAGUUGUUGACUGCCAAAGAAGACAUCUGGUUUCAGUACCCAAUGACCUCCCCUCCCAUUCAGUGGAACUUGUCCUGGAUGCCAAUCCCAUCAAGACCUUGGAGCACCAUUCCCUCCUACGCUAUUCCCAUUUGGAGAACCUGAGUCUAGAUAAUUGUAAACUGGAGUGCAUUGACCGAAAUACAUUCCAGGGGAGCAGCUCCCUCCACACUUUAACACUGAGCAAUAAUUUUCUGUCCGUGAACUACACAGAGUCUGGAGCUGCUCUCCGAUCUCUCCCAAUACUGAGGAAGCUGGAUCUGUCAGGCAACUUGCUGACUGAGGACAUGGUAGCUGAGAUGCUCCUCAACCUCUCUUCCCUGGAGUCCCUGUCUCUGGCAAGGAAUGUCAUCAUGAGGCUUGAUGACUCCGCCUUUCAGAGCCUGGAGAGAUUGCAGGAGCUGGAUUUGCAAAAGAACUACAUCUUUGAGAUUGAAAGUGGUACCUUUGACCACCUAAAGUGGCUGAGGAGGCUCAAUCUGGCCUUUAAUCAUCUCCCUUGCAUUGUGAAUUUUGAUCUUACUCAGCUUCAGACACUGAACGUCAGCUAUAAUAUCCUUGAGUGGUUUAUAGCAGACAGUGGAGGUGCUGCCUUUGAGCUAGAGACAUUGGACCUCUCCCAUAAUCAGCUGCUCUUUUUUCCCUUUCUGCCUCAACAAAACAGGCUUCACACCCUGUUGCUAAUGGACAACCAGAUGGGCUUUUAUAGGGACCUCUACAAUGCCUCGUCCCCACAGGAAAUGGUGGUCCACUUCCUCCUCAUCGAUGGCAAUGUGACCAAUGUCACCACUGUCAACCUCUGGGAGGAUUUUUCCCUGAGUGACCUCUCUGCCCUUCAUUUCCUGGACCUUAGUCAGAACCAGUUCAGGUACCUACCAGAUGGAUUCCUAAGGAACAUGACUUCCCUCUCCCACUUAAACCUUAAUCAGAACUGCCUACAGACAUUCCACAUCCAAAAGGACAAUCCCCCCAAUUCCCUUUCUGAUCUUAACCUCAGCCAAAACCAGCUCUCAGAACUUCGGCUGGCUCCGAGGCUAACUAGCUUCCUAAGGAACCUCAGAUACUUUAACCUGAGUUCCAAUCAGCUCCGGGGAAUCCCCCCUGGCCUCUUCACCAACGCCAGUAACAUCACUACAAUUGAUUUGAGUCACAAUCAGAUCACCGUUUGCCCUCAGUCAGAAAAGGUUAGCCAAUUGGUCUGUGUUGAUUUCCGAAAUAUGACAUCUUUGAGAAGCCUCUCUCUUGAAAACUGUGGCCUGGCAACCUUAGAAGAUGGCACUUUCAGGGGGACAUCGCUCACUCAUUUAGACCUGUCUAGUAAUCAAGACAUCCUAUUGCGGGGCAUUUCUCCUCUCCAGGACGUUACCCGCACUUUACAGGUCCUGUCUCUCAGGGACGUUGGCCUCCAUUCCAGUGGCAGAGAGUUGGAUUUCGUUGGCUUUGGGAAUCUGAAAUACUUAGAUGUGUCAACAAAUUCCUUGACUAGCUUUCCCCGAUUCUGGGGCAGCCUCGAACUACAUACUCUAGAUCUUCGGAGAAACUGUCUCACAGCCCCUCCUCAGUGGACCAGCUCUGAGCAACUCAAAAAGAGCCUGCGUGUUCUCUACCUCAGCCAGAAUCCAUAUGAUUGCUGCUCCCCGGAGAGCUGGGAGCCCCUCCAGAACUUGAAGACCCUGCACAUUGCAGACUGGAGAAAUGUCACUUGUAACUUUUCUUCCAAGAUGUUGCAUGUGGUAGAACUGUCUGAGGACUUCUACCAGGGCUGCAAGUGGAUGAAAGCAGACCAAGGUCUGCUCUACUUGGUACUCAUUCUCCCCACCUGCCUCACUCUACUUGUUGCCUGUGUUGUGAUCUUCCUGACCUUUAAGAAGCCCCUGCUGCAAGUUGUAAAGAGCCGUUGCCAUUGGUCCUCCAUUUACUGACCCCAACGAGAAAACCCUUUCUAAGCUGAACAGGUGACUCAAAUCAGUGAGUUGGCCUCAAUGACCUCCUAGGUCCCUUCUAGCCUCAGAUUUAUUAUCCUAUGAGGAGCCUAAUCACAUCUAGUGAAUUAAGGAUUGGAUGAAGAUGAAAACUGUGUCCAUUCCUUUAUCCCUCCAAGUAGCAUGGUGCAGUGCAUAGGGCAAUGGACUUGGCACACGGAAGGCCUGCCUUUAGCACUUACUAGCUCUGUGACCAGGAACUGAGCCACAGUUUCCUUUUCUGCAAAAUGCAGAUAAUCAUGCCAAUUCUACCUACCUCACAGGGUUAUUGUGAGGAAGAAACAAAAUCAUGUUUGUAAAAGGCUUUGUAAACCCUAAAGCCCUAUGUAAAUUCUGGAUACUGUCAUUAUUAUUUUAUUAUUUAGUGUAUUAUUAAUUUUAAAAAUUAUACAAUGGAUAUAAAGCCACAUAAAGAAUUUUUAUAAAAUGUAACUGAAAGGGUCCCCCCUGUCCUUACUGUGUGGUUGUCAUUUUAUUAAUUUUUUUCAUUUCCUUGGCUGGGUAACAGAACAGGGAUGGUUGAACACAAACCUGUACUACCAGAGGUAAAGAAAACCUCCAAGUGCCUAUCCUCCAAUGUUUGGGUCAUUAAUAGUCUUUUUAGUUUGAAAGGGCAGCACAUACAUUAUUAUUAUUUAUACCGCGUGUUGCUAGAACGGAUGCAAAUGGCCACUUCAAAGCGAAGCUAAUAAUUCAAAUGAGAAUCAAUUAAAAAUGAAACAAAAAUUAAAAAAGAAAAAAAGGACUUUUAGUAAGUGCUUACUUAGUGCCAAGUAUGGUCCUAUGUUGGGGAUAUAACCAGAAAAAGAAACACCAUCUCGAUUCUCAAGGAACUCAAGUCUAACUAGAGGAGAUAACAUAUAUAUGAGAGUUCAGCUUCAGAGAGGAUGAGAAUGUCCCAAAGACUUAAAAGUGCUUUGGUGUGUAGGGACAGCUGAGUGGCUCAGUGGAUAGAAAGCCAGGCCAAGAGACCAGAGGUCCUGGGUUUAAAUAAGGCCUCAGACAUUUCCCAGCUGUGUGACCCUGCACAAGUCACUUAACCCCCAUUGCCUAGCCCUUACCACUCUUCUGCCUUGGAGCCAAUAUAUAGUAUUGAUCCUAAGGCAAAAGGUAUAGGUCUAAAAAAUAGUACUUUGGUGUGGUUGAUGGUAAGGCCCCAGGGGCCUUAGGGUAAGAGUGAUCUACUGGUUAUGAACAGACUCUUUACAGCAUGAGCAGAGCAAAAGAACUUCAUGUCUAGUACGCAGGCUCAUUGUUGUCACUGGGAUAAACAAAAUUUUAUUGUCAACUUUUUUAUUUUUUUAAGCACUCUGAUAGCCAAAUCAAAGACCAAAAUAAGACAUCAUUUUGGCAAGGCCAACAGGUACUAAAAAUACUUCCUGGAAAUACCAGAAAUUUUCCUGUAUAGUCUCCAUCCCAUGAAGGUUCCUAUCCAAUUCAAUCUGAUUUAAUUCAAUCAACAUAAGGGCUGAAUACAGUGUGUAAAUUAUAGCCAAAGUUUGGGCUGGGCAAAAGGAGAGACCAUUAUAAAAUGAAAAACAGUUCUGAUCUGGAGGAGUUUACAUUUUCCUGCAUUCAUUAAAAUCAGGGAUGACUGCUGCCAAAUUCCGGGGUGAGCACAAUUUGUCUUCGUCGCCCCUUUACUUGUUUCCUCAACUCUGCCUCUGCUCUGCCCCAUUCCUCCUUUGCCAUCUUCCAGAUGCUCUGUGCCCUUGAUAGUGACUUCCCACCUGCGUCUGCACAUAUUCCUGAAUUUUUGUGACUUCUUCCUUCCGCCUUUUAAAUGUACAUCUUCUCUCCCUAAAAGUCUUCUACUUUCCUUUCAAGGAGAAACCCAGUUAAUCUUAUCCAUUUUCUGGCUUCCCUCUUUGGGACAGCACUUCCUAGAUAGCACAUGUGCAUUUUGGCAAAGUCCUUCUGGAGAUGCUGCUUCAAUAUAAUUCUAAAAAGCCUGAAUUUGUAUGGAAUGUUAGCUACGAGCAUAGCUUUAUCAAUAACAUUCCAUCCUGCCUUACUAUGUACACUAUAAUAAAUGAUGGUUUAUUCAUCGUGAUUCAAGUUCAAGAUGUUAUGAAGUGAAUGCUGGACUUUGGGUACCGAGUUCCAAAUCCCAGCUCUGCUACAUUCUACCUAUGGGACCUUGGGCAAGUCACUGAACUUCUGUUGGCCAGUUUCCUCAACCCCAAAUGGGGAUAAUAAUACCACUACUUCCCAGGGUUGUGAGGAUCAAACGAAAUAAUACUUAUAAAGGGUUUAGCAUAGCUCCUGGCACACAGUAGGCACUUUAUAAAUGCAAUAAUAGUUUUUUACAGAAUGAUUACUGUUAUCAUCACCAAGUGGUGCUGAACUUCUCUGCAUACUUUGUUAGUUUAAACCUUUUUUAAAAAAAAUCUUUACUUUCUACCUUAGUGACAACUCUAAGACAGAAGGGCAAGGUCUAAUCAAACAGGGUUAACUGACCCACCCAGGGUCACACAGCUAGGAAUGUCUGAGGUCUGAUUUGAACCCAGGUCCUCCCAUCUCAGGCCUGGAUCUCUAUCUAUUGAGCUAUCCAGGUGCCCCAAAUCUUUGGUUUUGAAGGUCCUUUGAGCAGGUAUCUGCCCUCAAUGAAGGAUGAAAGCCCAUGCUCUGAUCUCUAGAAUCUGCUCUAGAUCAUCAGAUCAUUCAGGAUCUCCUGAUUACUCCCAUUACACCUUCUUUUUUAGUGCCAGUGGAAUUUUAUUUAGGGACAUGUGAAUUUUAAUAUAAGUUAUGCAAUAUAAUAGUAAAAUGAGAUUUGAUUGAGGUGGACAAUGAUGAGAGAGACAGUGAGAAGUCAUUGAUGUUUUUGGCUUGUUCUUGUACUCUAUGUGAAGCCUAUUUAUAUUCAAUAUUACAAUAAAGUCGAUGCCAUGUUCCCAUGUGGCUAAUCACACAAGGAAUAUGCAUGAGAUUUUUGUCAUGUGUGCUGGGUGUCAUUUAGUAAAUAUCAUGAUUGUUUCUGGCCCUUCUUUCCCAAAUGUUUUAUACUUUGUAGAUGUUGGUGUGCAUUACUUAUGUGCUUAGUAUAUCUUGUGAACACAUCAGUCAUUCUAAUAACUUCUGUCACAUAUGUGAGAAAUUCACUUUUAAACCGCAGAGAAGAAAUUUUAUUCCUCUAGUUAAGAAUGAAGGGGCAGCUAGAUGGCACAAUGGAUAGAGCCCUUGGCCUGAAGUCAGGAAGUCUUGGGUUCGAAUCUGAACAUAGGUAGGAGCCUCUGAUAUUUCCUACCUAUGUGAUCUUAACCCCCAUUGCCUAGCCCUUGCCUUGCUUGUGUCUUAGAACGGAUACUAAGAGUGAAAGUAAGGGUUAAAAAAAAAAGAAAAGCUAUGAGCUCAGUUGUGGUUGUAAAAUAAGUGAUUUAGGCUAAGGCUUGGGUCCCUUACCUGCGCUGGAAGCCUUCUAGUUGGUUGAAUUUGUGACUCUACUCACUUGCCAUUUGGUAGUUCCAAAUUAAUUGGAGGAAAAAAAAAGAUCAAUAAGUUGCCAUUUUACGUAA